Messenger RNA from Juglans regia (Persian walnut), 723 nucleotides. RefSeq lists its product as uncharacterized. Lineage: Eukaryota; Viridiplantae; Streptophyta; Magnoliopsida; Fagales; Juglandaceae. The record is from RefSeq and is a predicted model, not a curated record. The transcript has 2 exons. Bases 1 to 723 code for a protein of 240 amino acids.
AUGGGAUUCUUUGGAGUUGUUAAAGGAGGGGUUGGUGUGAAAAGUGAAGCAAAGGUCAAAGAACUUAUUGAUGGGGAUACUAAGACUUGGAAAACAAAGUUGGUAAAAGACAUUUUAAAUGAAGAAGAGGCAAUUCUUGUCUGCAGCUUACCUAUUAGUUCAUCAGGUCUACCUGAUAAAUUAAUUUGGGCUCAUACUAAGACUGGUCAGUUUGAUGUCAAAAGUACAUAUCAUCUAGAGUUGUGCAGGAAAAAUAGAGAAAAGAGGGAGGUAUCGAAAUCUGGUACAGAGAAUUGGAAGGUGUUGUUGCAGUUAAAUGUACCUGGUGUAGUUAAAAUGUUUCUUUGGAAAGCAAUGAAUAACUGUCUUCCUAUAAAAUUUUACUUGUCUUGCAGGAAGAUUGUUAAAGAUUACUUCUGUCCAAUUUGUAAAAUGCAGAAGGAAACAGUUUCUCAUGCUCUAUGGAGCUGUGGUGGAGCUAUGGAUGUUUGGGCAGAUAAUCUUAGUCCUGUGCAGAAAUGGGCAUCUAUUGAGAAGGAUAUACAAGAGUUAUGGGCAGACUGGUGUAAUAAAUUGAAAAGAGAAGAAUUGGAGUUAACGACAGUAGUACUGAGAAGGUUUUGGAUGAGGCGAAACAGCUUUGUGUUUGAAAAUAAAUUUGAAGGGCCUGAUGUGAUUUUUAGGCAAGCCACUGACUUUCUGCUUCAGUUUCAGGAAGCUUAA